ACUUUCAUCCGAACAGAAUCCAAAUUUACGGACAAGAAUAUUUGCCUGAGCGUAUAACAUUCGAACCUGACGGUAAAUGUCCUCAUCAUCAGACAGACAAUCUGUCAACAUAUGACCAAGAUAUUUCACUUCAGUUGAGACUUUCAAUAAAGACCCAGACAAACACACACUAGUGUAUUUUAUUUUUGACGUUUUUUUUUAAAUGAAUUCAGAUUUACUCCACAACAGUAGGGGGCAGCACGCUGAUCUGUGAACUCUAACAAAAAUAAAUCAACUCCCCACUCCGCCCGACGUGUCUUUCCGUUCCGCAAAAUUACGCGCCAGCGUCUGUCUGGAGCUGCUCUCCACCUCCCUCAGUCUGCUGGGGUUUCUGCUGGCGCUUAGUGAAAAACGAUGGAGAAAACGAUGGAGCUGAAAAUGUUGCUGGAGUCAUCUCUGAAGCGGAUCUUUCAGGCGACUGUGACCGACAUCCUGGUCUCGGUGGAGCAGACCCUCGCUGAGUACCAGGGAACAAUCCAGACGAUCCAGACCGAGAACGAAGGCCUGAAGCGGCUGCUGUCUGCACAGAGGAGCGCAGAGUCCCUCCAUGAAGGUCUGCUGUCCUCAGAUCGAACUGAGGAAGAUGCUGCUAAACAGUUUUCUGGCUCAGAUGGGAACAAUCAUCCUGUUACCACCCACACUUUUGUCAAGGUGUCCAAAUACAGCAGUGAAAAGACGUGUUUCAGGAAGAAAAAUUAUAUCAAGCUGAAGGAGAGUGCAUCCUCUCCUCCAUUCUCUCUGCAGGCAGAUCAAUUAGAAGACCAGGGGUGUGUGGACAAGUCCGGUAGAAUCUCAGCUCCUGUGAAAACAGAACCUCAUUUGGAAGAAAGUGGUCAUGUUGACCUCUGCCAGCCAUCUCUGAAUCAGACCGUGAAGCUGGUGAAGAAUGAAAGCUCAGAGGUUACUGGUGAUGCAUUCACAGAUGUGCAUCUGCUGGAUCCUCCAAGGCCUAAGCAUGACUGUAGAGGGAGUGACCACAAUGUUAAAGUCACUGUUGUUUCCAAAGGCUACACACAGGAGGGACAUUUUAUAAAGAUUGAGGAGGAGGAGGAGGAGGCUGAAGCCCUGCCAGGUAUACACACCCAUCCCAGCCAGGUCAGGGUGCACAAGCACACCCACGCCGGAGAGAAGCCCUACGCCUGCUCAUACUGUGAAAAACGUUUCAAGGCCAACAGCUCACUUAAGGUCCAUCUGCGGACUCACACAGACAAGGCGUACGGCUGCCAGCAGUGCGAAAAAACCUUCUGGGGCGCUGGACCCCUGGAGAACCACAUGAGGACCCACACGGGCAAGCGGCCUCAUUGCUGCACGCAGUGUGACAAGAGGUUCAGCAAGCUCAGCCACCUGAAAGUGCAUUACAGGAUCCACACUGGGGAGAGGCCGUAUGGCUGUAAACUGUGCAGGAGGACCUUCAGCCAAUCUUCGACGCUUAAUGUCCACAUGCGGAUCCACACCGGAGAAAGGCCGUACAGCUGCGACGAGUGCGGCAAGAAGUUUACUCAGUCCUACAAACUGAAGCUGCACCUGAGGACUCACACACAGGAGAAGGAGGAAAGCUCCACAUACAAGGGUGGAAAUUAAUAUUUUUUUGUGGAGCAGCUACUCCAACAUUCCUGGAUUUUUUUCGUUUAACAUUUGCCUUGGUUACAAACACCCACAGUCCUUUCUAGUAAUAUUAAAGGUAGAGGCGGCGAUUCUUCCGGAAAUGUAAGUAUGAACCGCCCAAGUCCAUUUUUGAAUAACUGCGCAUGCGCAAGACCAUCUCACCUGCUUCUUCCUCUCUUUAGGUGGAUCGCGUGGUAAUAAAUCUCCCAAAUACAACUCCUGUCUUAUUUCUUUCUUCUGAGGCCUCCCUCUUUUGGUCAUAAACUUGUCCAACAGUUUCUUCUCGCUCUUCUCAGCCAUUUUUGAAGCAGACGGUGAGAGCAGUGGAGCUACAGUGAACAGCUAACACUGAAGCUAACUGGAUACACAAGCGCUUGAAGCGUGCAUGCACAGCCAUUGAGAAGAGACUAGCAAGGAACUGGCGUUUUGUGAGCGCCUCACAAUGACUGGCGUGUGGGACGACCAAUAGAUGAGGUGACACCCCCUGGAACUGGAUGGACAGAGGGGGGUGUGAGCAGGACGAAUCCGUGCCAUUCAGUCCUAAUGGCAAGUAUUGAUCAGAGUUCUUACAGUCCUGCAGCUUUCACUGAUAUCUAAUUUUUGCUGUUCCAUUUUUUGAAUACAUCCCAGGAUGGAAGGAUUGUAGCAUUGUGGGAACGUAUAACCCAGUAUAACAAAAUGUUUAUCUGAACAGGGUUGCCAACUACAGCUUUAUUUGUACGAUCUGUUAAUUCAUUAAUUUCAAAAGAAGAGUUUAAAAAAGAAUUUAGCAUAAAUGUGUACAGACAGUAUAUACACCUUAACAGUGGUGUACUGUAACUAGUUCACUUUAGGUCCUUACACUCGGAGAGACGACAAGACCAAAUGGGACGUUAAAAAAUAAUUUUGUCUUUACAUCAAAGAAAUGACUGAAUCUUUUUUUCCCAUAUUUACCCCCAUAGAGUAAGUCACUUGAUUAAAAGCUUUAUUGUGUCAUAUACACAUUUUAUGGCACAGGGGUAGAGCACACGUCCCAUGUACAGUGCUUAGUCUUCGAUGCGGCUGACCCAGGUUCCAUUCUGGCCCGAGGUCCUUUGCCGCAGGUCCUCACCCCUCUGUCACACCCCCUUUCCUGUCAGCCUACUUUGUAAAAAUGAGCCACUACUGCUGCAAAAACAUAAAUAUAAAAAGAAUAAAAAAAUGGAUUAUUAAAUCUGUUCUGAUUUCAGCAAAUGUGGAGCUGCUUGAAAAUAUUUCAGGUAAUAACAGCAAUAAUGGCUGGCUCUAGCUUUCAUUGUGAUUGUUGUCGUAAUUAAAGAGAUUAAUCCAAAGACUUUGUCUUAUUUCCUUUUUUAAUUGAAAUCAUUCAUUUCUUGAAUCUCACUCUGUUCGGUAGCACUAUUUAUCUGAAUAUUUUUUUGCUUUUGAUUGACAAGCCAGAACGAUAACAAGCUGAAAUAAAAUAGAGUCUAUUUUCAAAAUGUAAGGAGUAGAAAUUACAGAUAAUUGCGUGAAAAUGUAAGCAGUAGAAGCAAAAAGUAGGCUAAAACAUAAUUACUUCACUAAAGUAUACAUAACCAAAAUUUCUUCCUAAGAAAUGUAACAAAGUCUUUGUACCUAAUUACUUGACACAUCAGUAAAUAAUAGUGAAAUUACUUCUUUAUUAAAGUUUUUACAUUUUACAAAAUACGGUAUGAUAACAUGUUUGGUUAUUUGGUUUUGCACAAUUGACAUUUUUUCAUCUAAAAUGGUUUAAACCAGAAAGCUUUACGUAAAUCAUCACUUUAAUCAA
Messenger RNA from Fundulus heteroclitus (mummichog), 3415 nucleotides. Its product is annotated as zinc finger protein 846-like. Gene Ontology annotation, molecular function: DNA-binding transcription factor activity; RNA polymerase II cis-regulatory region sequence-specific DNA binding. Lineage: Eukaryota; Metazoa; Chordata; Actinopteri; Cyprinodontiformes; Fundulidae. Gene Ontology annotation, biological process: regulation of transcription by RNA polymerase II. The record is from RefSeq and is a predicted model, not a curated record. Bases 394 to 1620 code for a protein of 408 amino acids. The transcript is spliced from 2 exons.